This is a messenger RNA of Symbiodinium natans, 642 nucleotides long. NCBI's taxonomy places the organism in Eukaryota, Dinophyceae, Suessiales, Symbiodiniaceae. The record is from the annotation of a GenBank genome assembly.
AUGUUCCUCGCCGCUGUGAGGCUGCUCCCUGCUUUCUUGUUGGCAGCCUGCGGGCGCAGUUCCUUCACCGCCUUCGCCCAGGAGCAUGCGGGCCUCGGAAGCCUGCUGCAUGGUGCCCAGGGCCUGAGUCCCCACGCCCAGACAGCCCGACGGCUCCAGCUGGCUGCCAUGGCUACGCAAUGCCUGGGUAAGUGCAAGGGCCUUGGGGCCUUGUACGUUGACAUGCUGCCAUACAUGUCGACUCCCGAGCCUGGGGCGAGCUUAGGGUUGGGUGAUCUCCUCGGGAGCGGCAUGCAGUCGAUGCUCGGAGGAUCGAUGGGAGCAGUGUUUGGCACCGUCUGCGCACACUCGGCCACCCUUUCGUGCAUGAGGACAGAGUGCGUCCCACCCGAUGGAGGCUUAUCCAGGGGAAUCGAGACGGCGCUCAGCGAGGCGCCCUGCCUUUGCGAAGCCUGCCCCCAGUUCAUGACGGCCGUCGCAGACAUGCAAUCGCUCUCCGCGAGCCUGGGAAAUGUCAGCCAGGGGUCGACUGAGUACCUGAGCAUUCUGUGCCCGAUGAUUGGCCCCGUGGAGUGCGCCACGAACAGCACACAGUGCACGGCGUUUUCCUCUGCGAUGUCGGGUCACGCGCGGGGGACUUGA